AUGGGUUUCUAUCUUCUACAAGCAGUUUUCAGUACAACUGUUAUUCCUUCAUGUAUCCCAGGAGAAUCUGUAGAUAACUGUACAGCAUUAGUUCAGACAGAAGAUGACCCACGUGUGGCUCAAGUGUCCAUAACAAAAUGCAGUCCUGACGCAGAUGGCUAUUGCUUUCAUGGACAAUGCAUCUACAUAGUGGACAUGAGUGAAAAUCAUUGCAGGUGUGACCUGGGUUACACUGGUGGCCGAUGUGAACACUUCAUUUUAACUGUCAAACAACCUUUGAGCAAAGAAUAUAUGGCGCUGACUGUGAUUCUUGUUAUCUUGUUUCUUGUUGUAAUUGGUGGUUCCAUAUAUUACUUCUGCAGGUGGUACAAACACAGGAAAAGCAAAGAAUCAAAGAAAGAAUAUGAACGAGUGACCUCAGGGGAUCUGAUUUUACCACAAGUGUGA
Messenger RNA from Suncus etruscus (white-toothed pygmy shrew), 447 nucleotides. It is a transcript of the gene EREG, whose product is annotated as epiregulin. The record is from RefSeq and is a predicted model, not a curated record. Lineage: Eukaryota; Metazoa; Chordata; Mammalia; Eulipotyphla; Soricidae. The coding region runs from base 1 to 447 and encodes 148 amino acids. Gene Ontology annotation, biological process: epidermal growth factor receptor signaling pathway; positive regulation of cell population proliferation; positive regulation of mitotic nuclear division. The transcript is spliced from 5 exons.